Messenger RNA from Xyrauchen texanus (razorback sucker), 11847 nucleotides. RefSeq names its product neurobeachin-like 1 (gene nbeal1). The transcript has 54 exons. Gene Ontology annotation, biological process: intracellular protein localization. NCBI's taxonomy places the organism in Eukaryota, Metazoa, Chordata, Actinopteri, Cypriniformes, Catostomidae. Bases 538 to 8715 code for a protein of 2725 amino acids. Gene Ontology annotation, cellular component: cytosol; membrane. Gene Ontology annotation, molecular function: protein kinase binding. The record is from RefSeq and is a predicted model, not a curated record.
CACGGAGUGAGGAUAUCCCGAGCCGUAAUUUUGUAACGAGCGAUUGCAAUCCAGUCCGAUGAUAUUCGUCGUAUGUAUGCGGGCUGUCAGGUUGAUCUGGUUACGAAAUGAGUCAAAAGCUCGCUUUUGACGUGGUUUAAAUGUCAGUGGUGCUUCCAGUUCAUGCAACAUUCCUGGAUCAUUAACCAGAACAGCAGCUUCAGGUCGGAACGGGACAGAGUUUCGACGGACAGCUUUUGUUAAACCAGGGCUUGGAUUUAAAGGAAUCUCAAAAAGCUGGUGGUGGAAGACUAAAGGAAGCACAUGAGUCCAAAUCAUCUGGGAUGGAUGGAGUUUCACCGUGCAUAGAGGGAAUGACACGAUCUGCCACCCUGGAUUAACACGGACUACUAUUAACCCAUUGCUUGGGUUUGUAACCCACGGAUGAAUGUGGCAAACUCUUUUGGGCAGGAUGUUGACACCAUGAAGGAUCGGGAAUAUUAACUAUUUUAUUAUCAGGAAUAUUUCUGCCUACAUGCUCAUCGCUUGCAGUGCAGAAUGGCAUCGACCGAGAGACUGUAUGAGAUUUGGAUGCUGUACUGCAAUAAGAAGGACCCAGACUACCUGAAACUCUGGUUGGAGGUCUUCAUCGGUUCCUAUGAGAGAUGUCUUGAUGUGGAUUUUGAGAAACCACCCACCAGGUUGGAGGAGACACCGCCAGUCAUGUCGCUGCUACCAGACAACAUCCUGCAGGUCCUGCGUCUGCAGCUGCUUCAGUGUGUGCAGAAAGCGUCUGAAGGGCUGGAGCCAGAGCAGCAGACACUAGCUCUACUGCUGCUCAAGUUCCUCAUUGUCAUCUGCAGGAACUUGUCAAACGUGGAAGAGAUCGGCACCUGUUCCUAUAUCAACCACAUCAUCACCAUGACAACACUGUACAUCCAACAGCUGAAAAGUAAGACGAAAGAGAAGGAACUGGUUGAUCAGACACAAGCCGAGGAGUUUGUCCGUCUCGCUUUGGCCUUCUGUGAGAGUCUUUAUGAUCCUUAUCACAACUGGAGGCAUCACAUUCAUGGGCAUCAGCUCAGUACUGUGGAGCGAAGCAGACAGAAAUUUAAAGCAGCACCACUCACUGUAGAGUUUGUGCCAUUCUUCUACCAGUGUUUUCAGGAAAGUGAGCACCUGAAGGACAGCCUUAAAUGUUGCCUUUUGCACCUGUUUGGAGCCAUCAUCGCUGGUGAACAGCAUAACGCUCUGUUGGCCAUCUCCCCUGCGACAAUGGAGGUGCUGCUGGGAGUGUUAGGUGGAGGUGAGUGUUUGACCGGAAGUGGAGAUGGAGAGGACUGGGACAGUGAAGCUCCGGACAGGAAGGCUCUAUUGACGCUGGGCUGUUUGAGAGAGGUGGUGCACAGACUGCUUGCCAGCAGCUCCGACCAAAGACAGGUGGAGAUCAGCUCCGUGCUGGAGAGCUACUUUAAACUGCUCAACUCCGACCCUGCCGCCACCGCACAGGUCAAAGGUCGCCCAUCCCCGCCCCGUUCGCGGCAUUGGGAAAGCCGGUUUGUGUCGCUACAAGUGAACAUGCUAGAAACCAUCCAGGAUAUGUUCGAGUGUACGGACAGACCCGUUUUGCAGGCCAUUUUCCUCAACAGUAACUGCUUUGAACACCUCACACGCCUUCUGCAGAAUAGUAAGCUGGUUAAUGCUAGGUGCACAGCAGCAGACAAGGACCAGAAAGAUUUAACCAACAGAUUACUUACUGGAGAGAGUGAUAUUCAGGUGUUCCAAGGGAGGCUUGACUCUCUUGCCGUGGCAACCAUCAAAACUCUCACCACGGUGAUGCAUAAGUCACCUGCUGCAAAGGAAGUGUUUAAGGAGCGGAUUGGCUACACUCACCUGUUUGAGGUGCUGGUUUCACUUGGUCAACCGUCAAGACACCUGCUGAAGGAACUCAUGAAUAUGGCCAUUGAAGGUGAACAUUCCUCCGUUGGUCUCCUGGGCAUCAGUAAUGUGGAUCCUCUCCUGCUGUUGAUCCAGUGGCUCCCAGAGCUGGACUCUGCCGAGCUGCAGAUCUACGCUGCCGAUUGGCUCCGUCGCAUCUGCGGUUUGAACCGGCGGACAAGAGCAACCUGCGUUAACUCCUACAUGACCCUGAGAGUUCUGUCGACUCUGGAGAGGCACGACCGGCUGCACCGGGCCUGUGCCGAGAGUCUGGUGGGGUUAUUGGGUUCAUUGGGCAGCCAGUCCUUGAGUUCAGCCGAACUCCAGCAUCUACUGAGACUACUGCGGCAAGACGAGCCGGGUCACGCUCACCCUUAUGUGGGCCCGGUACUGCGUUCGCUCCUCGGCAUGGUGCGCAAACAGGGCCUAGAGAGUGCCACACAGUAUUUUGAUCUGUCUCCGCCCAUGGCAGGCAUUGCCGUGCCGACCAUACUUCGUUGGCCAGGCUCUGCCUUCAGCUUCUUUGCUUGGCUGUCACUGGACCAAGAUCAGCUGGGCCUGCCCAGUAAAGGAGAGAAGAGGAAACAGUUGUAUAGUUUUUUCACCCCGGGUGGCACCGGGUUUGAGGCAUUCAUCAGUUCAGCUGGACUGCUUGUGGUUGCUGUGUGCACCAAGAAAGAAUACGUCACCGUAAUGCUGCCUGACUACUGCUUCUGUGAUUCACUGUGGCACAGCAUUGGUGUUGUUCACGUGCCAGGAAAGAGACCGUUUGGCCAGAGUCUGGUCUAUAUUUAUGUGGAUGGACAGCAGAAAUUAUCAGCACCUCUAAAAUAUCCAACCAUGACUGAGGCCUUCACGUCAUGCUGCAUCGGAUCAGCGGGUCACCGCACCACGACCCCUCCCCCUUCUCAAAUCCCAGAUCCUCCGUUCUCUGGGGGUAAUCCAUCCGGCCGCUCGUCUUUCGGUGGGAUCCUCCCGGGUUGGGGUGGGCUGCUCGGGACUAAGCCUGAGUCCGUCACCAAACUCAUUUCCGCCGGGACACAAGACAGCGAGUGGGGCAGCCCAACCUCUCUGCAGGGGCAGCUAGGGAGUGUCAUGGUCUUUCAUGAGGCCCUCCAAGCCACUCAUGUGAAAUCCUUCUGCAGCGCAGGACCAAAUUGUAUUUCCCCCUUUAAAAGCCAAGAGGCUGAACUCGGAGACUUGGCAACCAAACUACUUCUACACUAUUCACCAAAGGCAUGUAGGAACCCAAUCUGUCUGGACUUGUCCCCCAAUCUGCUGCAUGGUCGCCUGACAGGAAAUAAAGUGGUCAACUGGGAUAUUAAAGAUAUGAUAAACUGUGUAGGAGGACUUCCUGUGUUGCUUCCAAUCUUAGAACAGUUGACGUUGUUAACGCCCGAGUUACAUCACAUCGACCACUCUGGGUCAGAGUACAUCACCCCUGACCCUGCCACGUCCGCUGAUGGAGACUGGGUCAUACUCCCAUCAAACAGAUCGUCAGAAGCCAGACUGGAGAAGAAUCUCGUGGCGACAUUCUUGCUGGUUAUCAAACAUUUCCUGCAGAGGCAUCUGAUAAACCAGGAUACCCUUCUGCACUCUCAUGGUGUGGCCACAUUAGGAGCUCUCCUUCAGAAGUUGCCCGCAUUUCUGGUGGACGUAAGCGUGUUAGUGGCUGUCCAGUUGUUGAUUGAGCAGGUGACGUAUGAGAAGAACUCACAGCUCCUGCAGCAGCUGCACACUCACCUGCUUUUCAACUUCGGCAUCUGGAACCAAGGAGACUUCCCCCUGCGCAUUGGUCACAUCCAGUACAUGUCCACAGUCAUCAAAGACAGCAGGAAGCAGUUCCGCAAGAAAUACGGUGUUCAGUUCCUGCUGGAUACCAUUCGCCUGUACUACGGUUCUGGAAGUAAAGAGAGGGAUUUGAGUGAAGAUGAUGUUAAGACAAUCCGAGCAUCUCUAAGUGGCCUUCUCAAGUAUUACAUCAGCAAGGGCACCACCCAUGAAGAGAUACAGAGUAUUAUGGGAUACAUCGCUGCCAUUGGAGACGAAGAACAGCUGUGCGGGAUAAUGGAGCUGCUGUUGACUCUACUGCAGACGAGCGUGGCCCGGGAUCAACUCUUCCUGCUGCUGUUUGAACCGGGAGUGGCCGACUCCUGCUACGCUCUGCUGCUCAACAACAAAUACACCGACCGCCUCCGAGAGCUCGUCUUCAAGUUGUUUGAGCAAAUGCUGAAAUGUGAUCGUGUGUAUGAGAAGAGUAAGCAGAGGUUGCGUCUGAGAGAUGUGGGUUACUCUGGACUCGGUCUGCUGUUCUCAGACCUGCACCUCACCUCCACCCUCAUCAAGUGCCUUCUACAGCAAGUGCUGUCCACAGAUACUGUUGUGAACUAUAAAGAUCUGAUGGCUGUAGUUCAGCUGGCACAUAAAGCCAGUCCCAGUGUACGCCUGACCAUGUGUAAGAGGCUGUAUACGCUGUUGCAGUGUCAGCAGGAAGCAGCACGGCAGAUCUCCAGGCAGAUGUGUUGGCAGGACACUCUGAUGCGUCUGUUUGUCCGGAGCCCCGGGAGCGACGGAGGUUCCAGUUCAGGCCGUGCCGGUGACUCAGCCAGUCUUGGGAGUUUCGAACUGAGUCGCGGCAGCGUUGGAAACCAUCUCGAGCCGCCUCUGGAGCGCAGAGCUCUCAGUGACUGCGUGGGGAGACAGAAUGUAGAGCGAGACAGUGUGUCCAUAGACAGUCUCGAUAAUGCAGACCUGAUGUCCCUGUCCGACACACAGGGGGAAGCGCAGACAACCAAAGCAUGGGCCGGGAAAGCAGGGGUCUUGAGUUUGGACCUAUCCCAGGUGCAUAUCUUCGAUCACGGAGACAGCGGCAGUCAGACUCCUGGGAGCAUGCCCAGCACCCCAUCUCCUCUGGAGAACGCCAAACCUUUCCCUGGAACUUCCUCUCUGAAUGAUGACAGCUUCCUCUUCAGUGAUAAUGUGUCACUGGGAGAGUCUUUUAACAGUGAGCGUACGGCGGAGGAACUGUCGCAUCUGCUGUUGGACAUCAUGUUGUGUGUAAUGUGGAGGGGCGUGGAGGGCUCCGAUGAUGCCGCCUGGCUGGAGAGGGGACAGGUGUUCUCCGCCCUCACUAAAAUGGGCACUGCCAAUGAGCUGCUGUUGCCUGCCGACCACAUCAAACUCAGUCUAAUGGAGCGGAUGUUGGAAUGUGCGGUGACAGACAACAGAGAGGCGACGGCCGCCACGUUACCUCAGCAUACGGAGAACGCUGUGCGCCUUCUUCACAUAGUUCAGGACUUCCUGCAGGCCGAGGGUCUGGUGAAUCCAGCCCUGUGGACUGAGAAGGUUCUGGAGGAUACAGUGUCUCUGAUGGACGGGCUGAUGGUGUGGUACGCCUCAGGGACUCAGUGGCUUCAGCUGUCUCAGGUGGGGCUUCGGCUGCUGCUUGGCUUCAUGGCGCAAGAAGAUCCACAGGUGUGUGCCUUGGCGACGGCCAAGCUGAAUGGCAUCUUGCAGAUGAAGACAGUGGAUUCUCAAGAUGAGGCGUGUUAUCUUCUUGGUCGUGUGGAGGGAAUCCUCAGGCGAUCUGUGAGCGAGGAGCGGAUGGAGGAGACAUACUCGUUUUUAGUGCCUCUACUCCGGACCCUCCUGUCUAAAGUUAAUAAACUCUUGUACAUGGAGCUGCACCUCCCUUCACUUCCAGACACCAACGGAAGCCCCUCCUUCUUUGAAGACUUCCAGCUGUACUGCAGCUCGCCAGAGUGGAGGGUCUACCUCGACAAAUACAUCAUCCCGUAUAUGAAGCAGUAUGAGAUCGAGACGUUCAGUCAGGGACAUGAAAACAUGGCGCUGUACUGGAAGGACUGUUACGAAGCCUUCAUGCUCAAUCUAAAGCGCAGAGACCGAGAGAGAGGAGAGAGCAAGAUACGAUUUCAGGAGCAGUUUGUAGAGCCAUUCAGUCGUCGUGGGCGACAGGAAAACUUGAGGUACAACAGCAUGCUGAAACAAAUCCAUACUCAGAACAGCGCCUUCCUCAGGCAGUGGAGAGCAGCGCGCAGAGGACUCUUCUGUGAAAGAGGACCAUGGGUGGACAAGCAGCAGAAGGACAUACACUGGAAGCUUUCUAGUGCUGAGAACUACUCAUGUAUGCGUUUGAAACUAGUGAGGAAUUACAACUUUGACCCUCAUACAGAAGCCAGCGCCCUGAGAGACAAUCUGGGUGUGCAGCACCAGCAGGUAAACACGGAGUCGCUGUUGUUAGAGGCUGUGAAACAGGUGAAGGUCAGUGACUUUGAGGAUGACAUCCUGGAACUCCUAGAGGAGGACCCUACAUCAGCCAAUCAGGCUGAUUCUGAGGAGGCAAGUCAAAAGGAGAAGUUGGUGAUCUCAGAGGACUGUGAGCUGGUCACGGUGGUGGACGUGUUUCCUGGACGUCUUGAGCUCACCACACAACACAUCUACUUCUACGACAGCAGCACAGAGAAAGAGGAGGGUGUUGGUCAGGACUUCAAAUGGCCUCUAUCUCUAAUCAGAGAGAUCCACCUGCGCAGAUAUAACCUCCGUCGCUCGGCUUUGGAGAUCUUCCUCAUUGAUCAGACAAACUACUUCCUCAACUUCAAAAAGGAGGUGCGUAAUAAAGUAUACAGUCGGAUGCUGCAGCUGCGAUCUCUCUCUUUGCAUGACACACGCUCACCUCAAGAACUCCUCAUAGCCUCUGGACUCACACAGAAAUGGGUGAACCGUGAAAUCUCGAAUUUCAACUACCUGAUGCAGUUGAACAAAAUUGCGGGCAGGACAUAUAAUGAUCUGGCUCAGUAUCCUGUGUUUCCCUGGAUCCUGUGUGAUUAUACGUCGGAAGAGCUGGAUCUGUCCGAUCCGCGAGUGUUCAGAGAUCUCUCCAAACCAGUGGCUGUACUGAAUGAGAGGAACGCCAAAGCUGUUCGGGAAAAAUAUGAGAGUUUUGAAGACCCCACCGGAACCAUCGACCGUUUCCACUAUGGCACUCACUACUCAAAUGCCGCUGGAGUUAUGCAUUACCUCAUCAGAGUCGAACCCUUCACAUCCCUGCACAUCCAACUACAGAGCAGAAGGUUUGACUGUGCUGACCGUCAGUUUCACUCCAUUCCGGCUACCUGGCAGACCCUCAUGGACAACCCCAAUGACGUCAAAGAGCUCAUCCCAGAAUUCUUCUACUUCCCAGAGUUCCUGGAAAACCAGAACGGAUUUGACCUGGGUCGUCUGCAGCUUUCUAAAGAGAGGGUAAAUGAUGUCAUCCUGCCAAAAUGGGCCAAAUCCCCUGAGGAUUUCAUCUACAAGCACCGCAAAGCCCUGGAGUCCGAGUAUGUGUCCGCCCAUCUGCAUGAAUGGAUUGAUCUGAUCUUCGGUUAUAAACAGAGGGGCCCAGCGGCAGUGGAGGCCCUUAAUGUCUUCUAUUACUGCACAUAUGAAGGGGCUGUUGAUCUGGACGCUAUCACAGAUGAGAAGGAAAGGAAAGCUCUAGAAGGAAUGAUCAGUAACUUUGGACAAACGCCUUGCCAGUUACUGAAGGAGCCUCAUCCCGUGCGUCUCUCUCUGGAGGAGCUGGAGAAAAGGAGAUCUCGUCUGGACUCGUGUCCUCUCAACAUCUUCGAGCACCUCACUGAACUCAAAUUAUUCUUUGUUGAGGGCAUCAGUGACAAUGUUCCUCUGGUUAAAGCCAUCGUCCCCAAGAACCAAUCACAUUCAUUUAUCUCACAAGGAAGUCCAGAUACUCUGGUUACGCUGAGCCAAAACUGCCUGAUGGGAACUCAUGGCUGGCUGCCGUACGAUAAGACCAUAUCCAACUAUUUCACCUUCAUCAAAGACCCCACUGUAGCCAGUCAAAAGACUCAGAGGUUUCUGGCAGGGCCGUUCUCUCCAGGUGUUGAAGUCACAGCUCAGCUAUUUGUCGUGUCACAUGACGGGAAGUUGCUUUUUAGUGGAGGCCACUGGGACAACAGCCUGAGAGUAACAUCAAUGGUCAAGGGCAAAACUGUGGGGCAGCACAUCCGCCACAUGGACAUCAUAACAUGCCUGGCCACAGAUCACUUCGGGAUUCACCUGAUCUCUGGCUCUAGAGACACCACCUGUAUGGUGUGGCAGGUGCUACAACAGGGCGGUGCUCCGGUGGGUCUGUCCUCUAAACCAGUGCAGGUGUUGUAUGGACACACAGAUGAGGUUGUGAGUGUGUCAAUAAGUACAGAACUGGACAUGGCAGUUUCUGGAUCUCGGGAUGGAACUGUGAUCAUCCACACCGUUAGGAGGGGUCAGUACAUGCGCUCACUUCGGCCUCCUUGUGAAAGCUCUCUACCCGUCUCCAUCACGCACCUCGCUGUAUCCUGGGAGGGACAUCUAGUGGUGCACACCUGCAUAGAGGGCAAAGCCACACUAAAGGAUAAGAACGCUCUGCACUUGUACUCUGUGAAUGGGAAACACCUGUGCAGUGCUGCUCUGAAGGAGCAGGUAACAGACAUGUGUGUUUCCGGAGAGUAUGUCGUCAUCGGCAGUGAGCAAGGUUUCCUCUCGGUCAGAGAUUUGUACAGCUUGACUCUGUGCGUGUCGCCGAUGGCAAUGCGAGUGGCUAUCCGCUGUGUGUCUGUGACUAAGGAACAAUCUCACAUGCUGGUGGGACUCGAUGAUGGCAAGCUAAUCGUGGUGGGCGUCGGCAAACCAGCGGAGAUGCGUUCUGGCCAGAUUACGAGGAAACUCUGGGGCUCCAGUAAGCGUCUCACCCAGAUCUCGUCUGGAGAAACAGAGUAUCACACCCAAGACCAGCCCUAACCCUGCACCCUAAAUCACAGCCCUCCUGUUUGAUUGUUCCACUGCCCUGUCCAUCACCACUCUUGUCUCCCAAAAUCAUUGUUUCAGUUUGGAGAAUGGCUCUUCUUUUGCUGAAACAAUAUGAAGGAAUUUUUGGAGUACAAAUAGCACCUGUAUGCAAAUCUUUGUGCGUGUGUGUUGUUUGUUGUAUGUAUUGAAUAUAGACCUGUAGUUGGACUGGUGCAGGCACCAUCUAACUAUACGUGUCAGAAUUCUGUGAUGUUAACCGUGUCCCAAACCCACCCUCUCUGUCUCUUUCUGCCACGCCCCUUUAGACUGUUAUCAUGCCACCUGCAUCACACAGUCAUCUUUAUCACAACAUCUUGUUUUGGAAACCAUGUCUUUGUUUGCAUAUGCUUUGUGUUUUCAAUGUAUGUUUCCAUUCAUUCCUUUGCUUUCAGUGGCCUUGUCAUAUUUUAUGACUUUCAUAGCUUAUCUUGCGUAACGUCGAUGAUUGUUUUUUAAAUGUUGAAUAACUAGAGACACACAUGCUUUAUUUAUUUAUGUGCUAGGCACAGACAACAUGUAAAUGACAAUUAAAACCAUUUUAAUUCUCACAGUACAAACACAGACACUUUAAUUAAACGGUUCCAAUAGAUUAAUGCAUUCAGUGCUAUAUUUUAUUACAAAUCUGCCGUUUGUGGGUUUUAAACGCUUGCUUUUUUUGUCUCGAUGUUGAAUGUGUUAAUUUUUUACUUGAAUUUUGGUGUAGUUAUUAUUUAAAUGAAGAAUGAAAGAUAAUUUUUUUUUUUUUUUAUGUUGUGGAUGUAAAUGUAGCCACAGUUUUAUAAACUGUUCUAUUGUUCGAUUUGUGGGUGAAUCUCACAAAAACUCUCUUGGUCAUAUAUCACUCCCAGAAGUAUACUUUUAGGAUUUUUAAGAUUACAUUGUGAAAUUAUUUUAAUGAGAAUGAAGCAAUAUUUGCAUAAUUUUGGCAUUUGUUAUUAUUGUUCAGCAAAAAGAAAAUAAUAUAUAUAUAUAUUUUUUAUUUAAUUAAUUUAAAAAAAUCAUUGUACUGCAGUAUUUACUGUAUUAUAGGAAAAGACUAAAGUAAAAAAUACUGUAACACAAUGUUUUUUUUUAUUUAAAUCAAUAUAAAACAGUAAAAGAUUUACAGUAAUGAUAAUCACCAUUAAGAAUAAUGAGAACUACGAGCAAAACUUUCAUAUAAACGUGAUCAUAUUUCAAUUGAUUUUGGGCUGAUUUUGGCGAAACCAAAUAAUCUUUUUUUUUAUUUGAAAUAUUUUGUAUAAUUGAAAUGUUAAAUCUUGCAAUUUUGACCUUAUGUAGUAUAGCUAUUUUUACUUUAUUUCUGGUACUUUCGACUUUGUAUCUCACAAGUUCAACUUUAUUUCUCGCAAUUGUGAAAAAUUGGAAAUUGUGAGAUACAAUGUCGAAACUGCGAGAAUUCAAAAUUGCGAUUUAUAAACUCAAAAUUGAAAGAUUUGAGGUUGCAAUUGUAAGAUAUAAAGUUGCAAAUGCAUAAUAAAAACUUCAGUUUGUGAGGUAAUAGCAAGUUUAUAUCACACAAUAGCAAAAACAAAAAAUUGUGAGAUUUUAAGUCAUAGUUCUAUUAUUUUUUAUUUCCGUGGCAGUAUCUGGCUUCCAUAGAAAUGUGACCUGGCUAUUCUUUUUUGUGAGAGUCACCCUCAUAGAUAUGUUGUUCAAACAUCUACGGUAACUUUUUAUUUUAUAAAUUUACAACUACAGAGUGGGAAAAGUUUUGAAGGGCUCAGUGUGAAAUACAGUAAGCAAUACAGUUUGUCCCUCAGAUUUCGGUUAUUGAAUCAUUCCACUGUAAUGCACUGGCUUAUUGAUACUCCACAGUCUUCCUAGUUUCCAAACAGAGCACUACAUAGGGGAGGGGUACUUGUGUACUACGGGAUCAGCUAGAACCAAUGUUUUAUAAUUCGUUAUUAGGGUGACAUGCUGUUUCCUGUGUUCCUUCCUCUUUGAUAUUUUAAGCCAUGCAGUCUUUGUUUACUAUGCAGGUAAACUUCCAGACCUUCUAGAGAAUUCACACUUACUGACUGAUGCUUGAAUUCUUGCUCCUCCAUAUGUAGUUUUUUUCUUCACCGUAGAUUAAAAAAGUGUGUGUGUGUGUGUGUGAGAAUGUAUUUAAAUGUUUGUCUGUAUCUCGAUUUUGUUGGCGAGGUUGCGUUUAAAGGACUAGUUCACCCGUAAAUGGAAAUAGAAAUUUUGUGGGUAAAUUAUGAUUUUUUUUUUUAUUAUGAUUUUAUUAUUUUUUUCUCGUUUUUGGGUACACUAAUUUCAUUCCUUUACUAAAGGACUGAGCAUUGUUUAUUGUUUUUUUUUUAGUUCAAUGAUAUGAAGUUUGUUAUUAAUGAAGAUUCUUAUACCAAAUUCCACAUAUCUUGAUCAGGACGGAUGUUCAUUUUGUUUGGUGUGUAUUUUAUGUUCUUUCAUAAAUGUGCUUUAGUAUGCAAUGGUGCUGACCUCUGAAGUUUAGGAUUGAAGUCAGAAUUGGGAUGGGGUGUGUUCUGGAGUUAUAAUUGUUUUGUUUUGUCACAAAGUGCUCCCUACAUCCCUGAUUGCUAUGGAAAUUAUACCAAGAGACCUAAAUCAACGUUUUUGUUAAUUCUAUUUUUUAAUUCCCACAACCUCUGGAUGCUUUUUUUUUUUUUUUUUUACUGGAUAUCCCAAACAUGGGUGUUUCUUUUCAGAUCUGGAUGUAUGUGGUUCUUCCUCUAAUUAAAUGAAUGGAGUGCCUUUUUAUUCUCUGCCGACAUGCAAAUUAGACUCCUUGGUUCAAACUCUAUAGCGUGACCUUUCAUGACCCCUCGUGGACAGACAUGUUUUCCGCGGGAACCAGACACAAUUUAGCAGUGACCUGUGACAUACUGAGCUGCUUUACUUUAGUUACUAAUGAAUGUGUGUGUAAAUCUGUGCUUAUUUAUGAAUCCAGUAUGAAAUGUACAGCAUGAAUUUUAUUUGUGUCCAUGAAUUGCUUUUUUGCUCUUUCCAGGUAGCCUACAAUAAAUUGUAAGAGAUUGUUUUAAAUGUCUUCUUUAUCUGUACAGAGAAACUGCUUUGUAUACGUGAAGAUUUAUCAUUAAAGCCCUGUUGAAAAUU